Messenger RNA from Callithrix jacchus (white-tufted-ear marmoset), 4166 nucleotides. Its product is annotated as cell adhesion molecule CEACAM6. Lineage: Eukaryota; Metazoa; Chordata; Mammalia; Primates; Cebidae. The record is from RefSeq and is a predicted model, not a curated record. Gene Ontology annotation, molecular function: protein tyrosine kinase binding. Gene Ontology annotation, biological process: regulation of immune system process; signal transduction. Gene Ontology annotation, cellular component: plasma membrane; cell surface.
CCCUGGAGGAGGCUCAGCACAGAGGAGGAAGGACAGCAGAGCCGACAGUCACAGCAGCCCUGACUAGAGCGUUCCUGGAGCACAAGCUCCCCUACACAGAGGAGGACAGAGCAGACAGCAGAGACCAUGGGACCCCUCUCAGCCUCUCCCUGCAGAGUGCAUGUCCCCUGGAAGGAACUCCUUCUCACAGCCUCACUUCUAACCUUCUGGAACCUGCCUACCAGUGCCCAGCUCACUACUGAAUCCAUGCCAUCCAAUGCUGCAGAGGGGAAAGAGGUUCUUCUACUCACCUACAAUGUGCCCCAGAAUACGGAUGGCUUCAACUGGUACAAAGGGGAAAGAGUGGACGGCACCGUUCGAAUUAUAGGAUAUGUAAUAGCAAGUCAACUAACCACCCCAGGGCCCACAUACAGCGGCCGAGAGACAAUAUACCCCAAUGCCUCCCUGCUGAUCCAGAAUGUCACCCUGAAUGACACAGGAUUCUACACCCUGCAAGUCAUAAAGGCAGAUCUUACGAGUGAAGAAGCAACUGUCCAGUUCCGUGUAUACCCGGAGCUGCCCAAGCCAUUCAUCACCAGCAACAACUCCAACCCCGUGGAGGAUGAGGAUGCUGUGGCCUUAACCUGUGAACCUGAGACUCAGGAAUCCACCUACCUGUGGUGGGUGAACAAUCAGAGCCUCCCCGUGAGUCCCAGGCUGCAGCUGUCCAGUGACAACAGGACCCUCACUCUACUCAGCGUCACAAGGAAUGACACAGAAACAUAUGAGUGUGAAAUACAGAACCUAGUGAGUGCAAUCCGCAGUGACCCAGUCACCCUGGAUGUCCAAUAUGGCCCAGAUGGCCCCACCAUUUCCCCCUCAAACUCCAAUUACCGUCCAGGGGAAAAUCUGAACCUCUCCUGCCACGCAGCCUCUAACCCAGCUGCACAGUACUCUUGGUUUAUCAAUGGGACGUUCCAGCAAUCCACACAAGCGCUCUUUAUCCCCAGCGUCACUGUGGAUCACAGCGGAUCCUAUAUGUGCCAUGCCCACAACUUCGUCACUGGCCGCAACAGCACCACAGGCAGGAUCAUCACAGUCUCUGUACCAGGUAGUUCUGUUGUCUCAGCUGGGACCACUGUCAGCAUCCUGAUUGGAGUGCUGGCCAGCGUGAUUCUGAUAUAGCAGCCCUGGUGUAUUUUCGGUAUUUCAGGAAGACUGGCAGUAGUAUGAAAACAGAUGCACAUAGAAUUCUGAAGUUUCAAUGUUACACCUAAAAACAGGGUGAACUCCCCUCCACCACCUGCACUGUGGACUCCCCCACACCGUUCAUCACAAGCAACCUCUUAUCCCAUGGAGAACAAAGACUGUGUAGCAUUAACAUGUGAACUCUGAACUCAGGACACAUCCUGCAUGUGCUGAGAACCCUUUACUGACAAUCGAUUCAUGUGUGCAUAACAGAUACGGAAAUGAAGAAGGCACAUUCCCUACCCCCAGAGAACAUAAAGCAUAGAACAGAAGAUAAGACCUAAAAAUAAUCAUAAUACCCAACUAGAAAGGAGUGAGUGCCACAAGAAAUCAGAGAAAUCUGAUGGGAAAUACAGCUACACAUUGGAAUCACUCAGAAACAUUUAAAAAACCGAUGCUCAAGCCUCAACCAUAAAUUCUUUCACUGGUCUGAGGAUCCAGGCAUUGGUAAUUUUUAGGCCUCUCCAGAUGCUACUAGUGUGUAGCCAGGAUGGAGAACCCCUGUUCUAAUAGGUAGGACUGGGGGCUAAACCCAUGGUUUUUAGCUAGGAGUAUUAGAACUGCCUCUGGAGCUUUUUCUUUUUUCUUUCUUUUUUUUUUUUUUUAAGAGAUGGGGUUUCUCCAUCUUGGCCAGGCUAGUCUUGAACUCCCGACCUCGUGAUCCACCCAUCUCGGCCUCCCAAAGUGCUGGGAUUACAGGCAUGAGCCACCGCGCCCAGCCCGGAGCUUUUUCAACAUGUGUAGUCCUACACUUCAUUGGCCUUAUUCAUUAAUGAGCUCCACCAAGAACUCAGUAAUCUAAUUGAGAAACAGACACCGAAUGGAAAAGACAUCUUAUCUGACAUGUUAAAUUAUAUGGGAAGCAUUGUCAAAUGCUAAGUGAUGCUGAACCUUCUCUAAGUUACAUUUAUGGGUAUGUUACUGACAUGAGUGUUCCAAAAAUUACGUGAGAUUCCCAGAAAUCUAACAGGCUGUCAGCCAUAAUAAUACCAUGUGCCACAGAAGGAGCUAAAUAUCUAUGUGAGUUGCAUUCUUGUCAUAAUGAACUCUACGCGGGUUUGUGACCAGACUCAUUUUCAAUCUCUCUGUCAUCCACAGACAGUUGGUUUGAUUCUUCCUUAAAGCAUUUGCAAUCAGCCACCAUCCAAAACUGCUUCUUCAUCGAGGAUAUUUACAGAAAAGACUCUGACAAGUACUCUUGAAUACAAUUUUCUAAUAGCAUUAAAAUCGUACAAUUGGACCAUUUAAGAAUUUCCAAAAUUUUAACAAACUGAUAGCUUCAUGAAACUGCCAACCGAGAACAAGCAGAGAAAAUCAUUAAUUUCAUGGAACUCAAUGAUAAUAAUGAAAAUAAUAUUUUUAAGAUUUUUUUAUUUGAAAUAUUGAGGAUUCUUUAAGUGUUUUGUUUCGCAGGUUUCAGGAAAAACAUUUUUUCUUUUAAGCUAUCUAGAGUUUACAGUAAUUUAGUAAAGUAUACUUUUGUGAACAAAAAUGGAAACAUUUACAUUUUCUCCCUACCUGACUGCUCCAGAAUUCGGAAACUAUUCAUGAAUAUUUAUAUCUUUAUAAUAAUACAGUUAUUUCCACAAUAAAUAUAGUUGUUAAUAUUGAUUAUCAUAAAAUAAUUAUUACUUAAUUACUUAUGAAUAUAAUAUUUAUUUUUGCAACUUUGUGAUAAAUAAUAAUUAUAAUAUAAUUCUAAUAAUUAUUUAACAAUGAUUUGUUAUUAAUAUUCUAAUUAAUUUCAUUAAUGGUUAUUAAAAUCAUUAAUUAAUAUGAUAUAAUAAAAUAAUAUAGUUAUUUGCUCAAUACAAAUCUGCUCCCUUCAUAACAAGGAUACAUUUGAAAUAUUGAUUAUAUUACCCAGGCUUUGACUGGGAUGUUAUAUUUGAGAAUAUACAUAGAUGAACCCAUAGGCACUGAAGCAAAGUCUGAAGACGGCGUUGGCUUGGCUUCCUCAUGUCUAGAGGUUUCUACAAGUUUAAUCUGAGAUUCCUUAUAAAAACUUCCAGAAAAGCAAACUUAAAAAGACUCUAUGUGGUCAACUGCUACUCUCGAUGCACUUAAAUAAGAACGAGGCCAAGUUUGGUGAGACUACACUUAUUCGGAAAACAAAUAUGUCUUACCGGGCUUAUCUUUGGUAGAAACAGAUGGCCUGUGGAGAGAAAAAUUAUGCUGAAAAAAGCUAUAGUGCACCUGUUACGACAUCACAGCUCUGCUUAUUGCUUUUUAGUUUUCGUUAUUCACCUGUAGACUGGACCCUGAAUUCUUCUAGCUCCUCUGUGGGAAAUAAAAAAAGUUUCUCUUCAAAGUUUCCUUCCUUGUUAAAGAAUGACUCAUAAGUGUUAGAAAUAAUAGUUUGUUUUAAACACUUUCUUCAAAGCCUUUUUCCAGGCCGGGGGUGGUGGCUCACGCCUGUAAUCCGAGCACUUUGGAGGCCAAGGCGGGCAGAUCACCUGAGGUCGGGAGUUCAAGACCAGCCUGACCAACACGGUGAAACCCCACCUUAAAAAAAAAAAAAAGCGUUUUUGCUUUUUGCUCAUAACUCUUUGUUAAGCCCCAUUGUAUGUAGCUGUUAGACAUGCUCAUAGGCACAUAGUACAUUCUAUGUCCUUGUGCUUUAACCAAGAUAUCUGUGCUGGACGUGCUCACAGGCCUGUUCCAGCUCACAGCCUAUGCCCCUUCCUGAUUUAGACCUCCUUUUUGUUCUCCAUUACUUUUGCCUGUUUAGAAAAGUUUUAAGUUGUGAGCUAAUCGAAUUUAGUUUAGAAUGUGAGGUCUGGCUCCCACCAACAGAGAUCAGACACAGCAGUAAAGAUGACCCCAAAUACGCAAAGGGUAAAUAUGUCAGCUUUUCCUUUGUUCGUUGUACUCUCCCAGCAAGAUGGCUAACGGGAGCACCCUUCCUACAGAAAGUAAAGAUUGCUUUGCUGAGAGAA